AUGAAUACAAAACCAUCUUCAAACACAACCGAAUCUCGCAUUCUUCCGACAAAAGUUGACCCUGUAAAAUGGCUAGCCUGGUCAGACUGGACCCCCUGUUCAACUUCCUGUGGAGAUGGGGCGAUGCUGCGGACCCGGUCGUGUGCCAUUAACAUCGGUUGUGAGGGUAUCGAUCACGAAUAUGUUAGCUGUUAUAAUCCGCCAUGCACAGAGUCAAAGCCAUAUCACGACGCAAAAUUCAUGGCAAUUGGUGUUGUGGUCCUCAUAAACAUAUCCAUGUUAUGCUGCAUCACCAUCCCUUACUUCAAACGUAGAAAAGUCAAUCAACCAUCUCUAUACCAGCCGCCACCAAAUCAACAAACCCAGCAGCAACUGCCGUCAAUUACGUUACCACAAGAAUUAUACCGACAACACGAGCCCGGUUCUCAUUACUCGCAAUACCGAAAUGAGUCCAACCCUCAUGAUACCGACUCCUCGAUGAGUAAACUCGAUUACGACUAUGUAGCUAGCCCGUACGUUAAAACAUCAGAUGAUAAAACAACUCAACAGUCGGUGAAGAAUUUAAAAACCGAUUCAUUACGCGAUAAUACCGACAUAAUCGAUUCAAAAAAUACCGAUAAGUCGCUUGAUCAAAACCUUUCACCAAGAAUCGUUCAUUCAAAUCCGGAUAAGUUAGGAACCGAUAUAAAACAGCAGAAAGUUACACAAGCAAAUUCGAGUCCAGCUAUUUUACAUAAAACAAUCAUGCAAACUGAUAAAAAAUCACUGGUACAACAUAGUUCAAAACCGGAUAUAAACGAACAUUUGGAAUUGCUAUCUCUGAAUUUAAUUUCAACUUCUCAAAAUGAGCAAACAACCGAAGAUUGCAAUCGACAACAUCCAUUUGAAAUGGGUGAUUCCAUACAAAUAAUCAAUCCUGCAAUUUUGCCAGUCGACAAAACUUCAGCCAAUCAGAAACAAACUUUGUCGGGUUUAGAUGGGCAAGCGUUUUAUCGGUACCGACCAUCGAAUAUUGAGGCAAUCAAUCCUUACCGGUAUAGACCGUCCAUUAAUGACAACCAGCACUGCAAUGCAACGGAGUACAGAAUGACAAAACUGUCAGAAGAUAGCGCACUACAAAUGUACAGACCGUCCCUGAGAGAAUUUGAGAAAAUAAAUUACAGAACGGAUCAAUUAGGCUCCUUACAGUAUCCUUCAGAAAUAUAUCGACCCGAUCUCAAUCAAAAAGUUUGUGAUUACGUAUACAGACCUCCAGAACAUGUCGGUAUUUCGUCUCAGGAUCGAAUAUCGUCUCGGUACCGACCAAGUAUAAACGAUAUUUACAACAAAAUCAAGCCGGAUGGUAAACAUGACACGUCGCCAUUACUAAAAUUAAAUUCUUCUGUGUUAGAUUCAAGCGUCCUAAUCAGCGGUGGAAUGGUUGAGUCCCACGGUUCAUCCGGUGACGUCCUUUCCAAUGAUGUGCUGAAAUUCAACAUAUCCCAUCUUUUCCUGUCGAAACUUGAAAGUUUGAAAGAGAGGAUGGUUGUCUCGAAGGACCAAUCGGAUGAAACGAAAUUUGAACAGCCCUCAAAGAGUGAUGAACCCGACGAACCGAGUAAUUUCAAUGACACCGAUGCAAGAAUUAACAUAAUUGAAAAUCGUGAAGAAAGUGCCAAACAUAGACGCAGUAGUCUGCCGCACUUUCGUCAAAAAUUUUUUAAAGUCUUUUCAAAACAUUUUACAAGAGAUGUCAGACGCACACAGAACACUUCAUCAACCGAUACGUCCAGUGUCGAAACGAUUCAGUCAGUUAUAGCGGACAAUUAUGUCGACAAAGUUCGAAAACCAUCCAAUCCAACAUUUACGUUAACUCCAACCGAACCUAUAGUUCAACGGAUGGCUUCUGAGUCGAACGAUCGAGUUACCGAGUUGAACCAAGCUUCGAUUGUUUUACCGAUAAGAAGAGCUGGGAAUCGAUCACCUGAUAAUAGAAUAACCGAUUCCAAACCGAUCGAAUCACCGUCCUACGCAAAUAAACUGAGGCCAAAAAAUGUGAGUUUCGCGAAGUCAUCUCAAAUUAAGUACAUCCCUAAAGAGCCGAGUGUUAGUGGAAGUUCGUGUAGCAACACGUGUUUGUUCUACAACCCCAAUCAGAUGGUCGGCACGCCAGACAACGACGACGACAACGAUAGCAACUCUAACUUCUUUCCUUAUCCAAGAAAACCGGUUGAUGUUCCCAGUGAUGGUCGGUUCGAUGAUGACCCGACUGGCGAUCAAGUAGAUAAAAUGGACCACGAAGAUAAAAAUGACGAUGAUGACAAACGCGACGAUAACAACGCUGAUGAUAGUGAUGGUGGUUCAGUGAACACAAGUAGUUCUAAUAAAAAUAAGACAAGUGAUCUGUGUUUGACAGCGAGCGAAGAGCAGAAUGAAAAUAAGAAAAAGAAUUUGUACAACCAGUUCAUUCAGAAGUUUCGAUAUAAACCAACCACCCCUGCAAACGUAAAAAAUUUGAAUGUCACAACCAGCAGUGAAAACGGAGCAAACAGAAACAACUUUAAUAAGUUUAAAACCAUCGAGGCUGAUGUACCGAAGCCGAAAAGAGAUUCGAAACGCAUCAAUUUCGUCGGUAUAUUCAAGAGGCACAUCCAUUUUAAAAAAGUCGAACUAUCAAAACCAUCUUGCUCUGACGAUACUGAAACUGUUUCACUUGUUGGCGUUCACCAAAAUCUAAAAAAAUCGGAAACUAUCAACCAAUCGCGUCCAUUCUACAACACAUUUGAAACUAACAUUCAGACGGGAUGUACCGAAACUUUACCGCUAGAAAACCGAAACGUUGCCGGUAUUAUUCAAACACCCAACAACAAAAACAACAAUCGGAUCAACACAUGCACGCCUUCAACAAACAACCCUUCAACUCCAAUCUCCAGCUAUUUGCAACCUUCCCGUUAUUCAGAAAAAAAUAAAGCGUUACAAUACGAUAUGACGUCACCGAUUACGUCAGAGAUAACCACACCCCCCUCCGUGCAAAGCACAUUCCUACUGAUGGCCCCGGAUAGUAGUGAUGAUCACCAACUGAACAGUGACGAUAACAAAACUCGCGACUCGAACUUUAGAACCGUCGGCAUCGAUAAUAGUAAAAUCGGAACCGGUAUAGAUGAGGAACCGAGACGAAACCGGCCGAUCGGUCGAAACAACGUCGGUAAGAUUCGAAUGAGCGAGGAAGAGAUCGAGGUAAUAAGAUCAAGAAGGAAAUUUUUAGAAGGCUCAUCAUCGUCAACACCAUCAUCAUCAUCGUCGUCGUCAUCAUCAUCCUCAUUGUUCUAUGUUGAAUCGUCUUUAACCUCUAGAAAACAAUUGUAA
Messenger RNA from Helobdella robusta, 3345 nucleotides. RefSeq lists its product as hypothetical. The record is from RefSeq and is a predicted model, not a curated record. Bases 1 to 3345 code for a protein of 1114 amino acids. The transcript is spliced from 3 exons. Lineage: Eukaryota; Metazoa; Annelida; Clitellata; Rhynchobdellida; Glossiphoniidae.